GUUCGAUUGUUCGCCGUUCGCCGUUCGCUUGUUCGCCGCGUCGUUCCUCUGUGUGCCCUGCUGUUAACGGUUAACGUUCUGUUCUGUUCUGUUCGUUGCAUUCGCCAAAAGCCAACGGUAAAACGCUAAAUCGUAUAUCGAUAAGUCGAUAAAGUGCAACGAUUGGGAAAAUGUGUCAAUAAUUGUGCCUGUCUCUGUGUCUGCCAGUCUGUGAGUGCUUGGCGCCAAAAUCAAAAUGGAUAACGAUUCGCAUGCGCAAGACAAUCAUCGUGGCUCUGUGUCCUCCAGCAAAUCACUGGAAAUACCCGUAACACCCUCGCGCUCACCCAAAAAGGUUUCCUUCUCCGACGAGCUACCCAGCAGCAGCAGCAGAAGCAGCAGCAGCGCCAGCAUUAGCGUCGUCCAAACGGAGCCGAGCGGCGUCAGUCAAGUGCUCCAUCAGGCCGUUCAAUAUCUGGAGCGUUUGCACGGUGCACGCAACUAUGCCACGGAGGAAGCACCAAUUAUCGAGCAGCUGCCACCUGCCGCUGUGCUUGAUCUGGAUAAUGAAUCCUUUGUGCAGCUGGAGUCGCAACAUACGCUGAGCACGGUCGCCACCUCACCGAGCAUUCUGAUAGCUGAACCAAGUGACGUUGGUUACGGCAAGCAGGAAGUGCCAUAUGAGCCGCCGCAAUCGAAUUUGUACAUGGAGCGAUACAAGCUUAAUUUAGAUAAAAACUGCAGCUCCAUGGAGCUGGAGGCGCGACGGGAGAAACAGCGCUGGCUAUUGAUAUCUGAAUGCAGUGCCCGCUUCGGUGAGGGGAAACACACACGUGAGGCAUUUCGCAAGCUAUUUCUAGACGAGGAAUUUCAGCAGAAACUUUUUCAGCUCUUCGAUCUUGAGAGAAAUGGAUACUUGUUGCAAGAUCGCUGGAUCGAACAUCUUAAGGGGCGACUCACCGACGAUCGCCAAAUGGAUUUUGCCGAGCAAAUCGAAUCGGUGGCCUAUGUCAUCUGUGGCGAGAAGAGCCAAGUGAGCUUUAAGAAUUUCCGCGAUAUCUGGCAUACGCGAGGCAUUUUGGAUAAGCUUUAUCGUUUAAUUGACAUCGAUGGCACCAAUCUAAUCUCAACGAAUCAGGUCAUGGAAUUUAUAUCGCAUCUAACCAACUCUAGACCUCGCACGGGCUUUGACAAGAGCUCCCUGGCUCGCUUGGAGCAGCUAUUCCGCAACACUGUGGGCAACGAGCAGGAGAUACGACGCGAGGAGUUCCAAAAAAUUGUGACCUCCAAGAAUCCUUUCUUUACGGAGCGUGUAUUUCAAAUAUUCGACAAGGAUAAUUCUGGCUCAAUAUCGCUGCAGGAGUUUAUCGAUGCCAUACAUCAGUUCUCAGGACAAUCGGCUGAUGAUAAGAUACGUUUUCUGUUCAAGGUCUACGAUAUUGAUGGGGAUGGUCUUAUACAGCACAAGGAGCUGCACGAUGUGAUAUAUCAUUGCAUUAAGGAGAACGGCAUGGAGUUCUCCGAGGAUCAGAUUGAGGAUCUAACCAGCGCAAUGUUCGAGGAUGCCGAUCCACACAACAGCGGCGAGAUCACCUAUGAAGCCCUCAAGAAUCAGCUGCACAAACACGGCGGUCUGCUCGAGAAUUUAAGCAUUACCAUUGAUCGCUGGUUGGUGCCCAUUUCGGAGGAGCCAUCGGCAAGCCACAAAAAGUCGAGACUGUGGAACACUAUACCUCACCAGCUGACGCUGGCCUACAUGAAGAACAACCAGGUCUUUGUCACAUAUCUGUUCUUCUACAUUGCCGUCAAUCUGUGCCUCUUCAUCUCCCGUGCCAUACAAUAUCGCGCCAGCAAUGGCUUUGUGAUUAUUGCCAGAGCCUGCGGACAAUGUCUGAACUUUAAUUGUGCAUGGGUGCUGGUGUUGAUGCUUCGUCACUCACUGACUUAUUUACGCUCGAGAGGCUUAUCCUCCUUUCUGCCCCUGGAUCAUCAUGUCUAUCUGCACAAGCUGACGGGCAUCACCAUUUCCGUAUUUAGUUUGGUUCACACGAUCAUGCAUCUUUUUAACUUUUCGAUAAUUGUGAUCAACGAUCCGAAGAUCAAUGCAGGACACUUCACCAUUGGAGAGUGGCUACUGACGGAUCGGCCGGGUUUGUUUGGACUGAUACCGGGCUGUGCGAAUCCCACGGGAGUUGCUCUUCUAGCCAUUUUGAUGGUCAUGUUUAUCUGCUCGCAACCGUUUGUGCGGCGCAAGGGCAGCUUCGAGGUCUUCUACUGGACACAUCUGCUCUAUGUGCCCUUCUGGAUACUCACACUGUUCCACGGGCCCAACUUCUGGAAGUGGUUCAUGUUGCCGGGACUGGUGUACAUUGUGGAGCGUGUUCUGCGCUUCGUUUGGAUGCGCGGUGAACACGGCAAGACGUAUAUUAGCUCCGGCCUGCUGCUGCCCUCCAAGGUCAUCCAUCUGGUGAUCAAGCGACCCUUUAACUUUAACUUUCGUCCCGGCGACUAUGUUUUUGUGAACAUACCAGCGAUAGCCAACUACGAGUGGCAUCCAUUCACCAUCAGCUCGGCACCAGAGCAGGAGGAUUACAUGUGGCUCCACAUACGCACCGUGGGCGAAUGGACGAAUCGACUAUAUCGAUACUUUGAGCGUGAGCAGCAGAAGCUGCACAAGGGCGACGUGAAUCAGCACAUGCAUGCCAUUCCAACGCCCAGUUUUAUGCUGUUGAAUGAGGCACGCAAUCCGGCGCUGGCCGAGAUGACCCGUCUCCCGCCAACGGUCGAGACGACGCCCCAAACAGACUUCCUGGCACGCAACAUGACCAGCCCAAGCGAACAGGCGCCACCGGAACGACCUCCGCGACAUCAUCGCAAACUGGUGGCGACUGCCAACACGGAUGCGCCCACAUCGACGACGGGCGUGAAUCGCAUCCGCAGCAUUAAGAAAACGCUGCAGCGCACCUUCUCCCGCAAGGAGGCCGUCGAGCCGAAGAGCAAGCUCAGUCGCCAGCCCAUGGGCAUGGCCAAUGGCGCUUUUAUGGCGGAUAACGAGCGCGACAUCUUAAGGCUUGGAGCCACACAGAGGCCGCUGGAGAAGAGCAUCUCGCUGCCGGACAUCAGCAUGAAGAGCAAGAAGCGCAGUCGUCUCAAGGCUCUUCGCGCUUUGGGUCGCUCCGAGUCGGAACGCGCCUUUGAUGAGAAACGGAUGCGUCGUGCUCGGAACAGCAGCGUUGGCUUGGCCUAUCUAAGUCCGCAGAACAAAUCGCUGGCGCAGAGUUUUCGCUAUAUGCGCAACAAGCCAACCAUUAUUGCCUUCAAAACGCCCAGCUUGGAGCUGAGCGAGUCGCAACUGCUGACGACGACGGCGGCGCCGGGGACGACGGGGUCGGAGAGCAACGGUGGCGCCUAUGAAGUCAGCGCUGUGGAGCAGGGGCGUCUGGCCCGCGCGGAGAGUGGAGCAGACCGGUUGCAGCUGACACGUCUCAGUGUGACCACAGAUGAUAAGCCGCUGGAGGAUAAUGCACACACGGGCACGGGCAGCAGAAAGUCACGAUUGCGUCGUCCCACAUUUCUGCGCACGUUGUCCACAUCCCUAACAAAUCGGGGCACGGGCGGCGGCGGUGGCGGUGGCAGCUCCACAACUAACAGCAGUAGCAAGGUCACACUCGAUGCGGGCGUCAUGGAGAUCUUCAUCGAUGGUCCAUAUGGUGCACCAUCGAGCCACAUCUUUGGCGCUCAGCAUGCGGUGCUCAUUGGCACUGGGAUUGGGGUGACGCCCUUUGCCUCCAUAUUGCAGUCGAUCAUGCAUCGGUAUUGGAAGGCAAGGCACAGCUGCCCGCGGUGCCAGUUCGAGUGGUCCAGCGAGAUACCCAAGUCUGUGAUGAAUCUGCGCAAGGUGGACUUUUUCUGGAUCAAUCGUGAUCAGCGCUCCUUUGAGUGGUUUGUCAAUCUGCUUUCACAGCUCGAGAUCGAGCAGGCGGAACUGGGCGGCGCCAUGGAGCGUUUUCUGGACAUGCACAUGUACAUUACAAGCGCACUGCAGCGCACCGAUAUGAAGGCAGUGGGUCUCCAAUUGGCGCUGGAUCUGCUGCACGAGAAGGGCAAACGUGAUCUAAUCACUGGCCUGAAGACCCGCACCAAUGCGGGUAGACCAAACUGGGACAAGGUCUUCAAGCAGCUGCAGGCACAGCAGAAGGGCAAGGUGACCGUCUUCUAUUGUGGACCACCGCAGCUGGCCAAGACGCUGCGGGUCAAGUGCGAUCAGUAUGGAUUCGCCUUUCGUAAGGAGUGCUUUUGAGUUAGCCAUUCUCAUGCUCAUUCUCAUACUAUAUAUUUGUAUCCAUCUAAAGUCCUCUCAUUCAUGUCAAUCAAAUAGGUUUUGGGUUUCUUUUAUUUAAUUAAGUUUUCGAUUUCUAUUUAUUCGUCAUGUGUUUUGUUGCCUCAUCUGCUAUGCGUGUGUCGCCAAGCUUGUAAAUAUCAAUACGUAUAUGCAUUAUAAUAAAAAUUGUUACUAUAUC
Molecule: messenger RNA, 4499 nt
Organism: Drosophila grimshawi
Lineage: Eukaryota; Metazoa; Arthropoda; Insecta; Diptera; Drosophilidae
Gene: Nox
Product: NADPH oxidase 5
Exons: 14
Coding region: 236-4279 (1347 amino acids)
Biological process (GO): superoxide anion generation; defense response
Cellular component (GO): plasma membrane; NADPH oxidase complex
Molecular function (GO): calcium ion binding; superoxide-generating NAD(P)H oxidase activity
Source: RefSeq, a predicted model, not a curated record